UUAUAGUUAUGACUUCAUUUUAGCCUGCCUGGUCAUUUCUGAGGCUCCCCCUCGGGCCCCCACUGUCAGAAGCUCUGGGGCAAACUAGGCACGUGAGCCUCCGUGGGGGUGUAGGAGGAGGGGCUUUCCGCUGGAGCCUGGCUUUGGCUUCCUUUCUGUUUCAGUACCUGAAUUAGCACCCUCAUUUCCUUUUCUAGCUAGAAAGCCCCAAGCCCAGGCUCAUGUAUCUCCUCCGGGGAGGACGCUGCCCUGGGCUUGUUCUGCUGGGCUGGCUGGACCACACAGGUGUGACCCAUCCUUGGCUUCUCCUGCCUGCCGAUGGAAAGGAAAACAAGCUUGCUUUGGGGCUAUCCCUCUGACAGAGUUUCUCCACGAGUCUGGACAAACUUUGGCCUUGAUGGGUAGUCUGGUGGAGGAGAGUAAGACAGCCUCGUUGUCCCCUCUCCGCUGCUUGGACUUAGUCCAGUCUGGAGGAGGGCGGCUUGAAGAGACUGGGGAAGUAAUUGGAACAUCAUGGAAUGGAAUUUAAUUUCUGGGGCUGCAUUUAUCAAGGAAAAUUGUAUGGUGCUAAUUUAUAUAUGAGAAGCUAUUUGUCAGGAGGAACUUUAAGGAGAGAAUAAUGAUCUCCAAAGGAAAAAUCAUUCUAUUUCUGCUGAUUUUAUUAACUGCGCUGGUGGUGCUCUGGGGAUAUAACAACAGCACAGAAGGAUCUUUUUUGUGUAUCUACCCUUACCAAUCGAGAGGGAAAAUUAAUAGCAAUGCCUAUGUUCAGAAGAGUUGGUGGCUGUCCAACUGGUUUAACAAUAGGAGCCAGGAUGAUCAAGUUGAAGAACCCCAGCUGUCAGAUUGGUUUAAUCCCAAAAAACGCCCUGAUGUUCUGACUGUGACAGAUUGGCUUGCUCCAGUUGUGUGGGAGGGGACUUACCAUAGGAAGAUCCUGGAAGACUAUUACACAAAGCAAAAGAUCACAGUGGGCUUAACAGUAUUUGCUGUUGGAAGAUAUCUCGAUCGGUAUUUGGAGGAGUUCAUGACGUCUGCUGAAAAAUACUUCAUGGUUGGUCAAAGAGUCAUAUUUUACAUCAUGGUGGAUGACUCCUCUAAGAUUCCUUGGAUACAGCUGGGUUCCCUUCGUACACUGAAAGUAUUUGAAAUCAACAGAGAAAAGAGGUGGCAGGACAUAAGUAUGAUGCGCAUGAAGAUCAUUGGGGAGCACAUUAUACAUCACAUCCAAUAUGAAGUUGAUUUCCUCUUUUGCAUGGAUGUGGAUCAGAUCUUCAAGGAUGAUUUUGGAGUAGAGACUCUAGGCGAGUCAGUAGCUCAACUCCAGGCAUGGUGGUAUAAGGCAGAUCCCACUGAGUUCACUUAUGAGAGAAGACCUGAGUCUGCGGCAUACAUCCCUUUUGGCCAGGGAGAUUUCUAUUACCAUGCAGCCAUUUUUGGGGGCACACCCCUUAGGGUUUUGAACCUCACCCAGGAAUGCUUCAAGGGAAUUCUUCAAGACAAGGAAAAUGACAUUGAAGCUGAGUGGCAUGAUGAAAGCCAUCUCAACAAGUAUUUCCUUCUCAACAAACCCACAAAAAUCUUAUCCCCAGAAUACUGCUGGGAUUAUCAUAUAGGCUCCUCCUCAGAUAUAAGACUUGUCAAAAUUGCUUGGCAGUCAAAAGAAUAUAAUGUCGUUAGAAGUAACCCCUGAUAUUUUAGGUGGAAUAGUAUUAAGCGUCCGGAUUCGAGUGCCUAUCAUUCUGGCUAAUUUCUCAAAGCAGUUGCACUUUAAAAAAAAAAAAGUAAAGCCAAAAAAAAGUUGCAAAAAAUCAUCACAUCAUUCAAGAGCAAAUUCACAAAACCUCUUCUUUCCUUGUAAUUUUGAAUCUUCUGCAUGGGUGAUACUGGAUAAAGAACAUAUCUUUGGAAAUUAGAUGUAAAUACACUCUGAUUUUUUUUUUAAUAUCUUCUGUGGGUAAUGGGAAAAUAUUUUGGCCUUAUUAAAAUAUGACAAAAUAGAGUCAUAAGGAUUUGAAGCCAGAGACACUCUUAUUUUGUAAGUGAAAUUCACCCAUCCAAGGGUUGGUGAGGAAGAUACAGAUCAUGGUUGGGUCCCUUAUGAUUUUGUAAUAUAUUACUCUUCUCACCUAGCCUGAAGAAGGACAGUGACCUACCCUGUGCCAAUACUUUAUAAAGACUGUGGACACAACCCAAGUUUACACUUCUGAGCUGACUUAUUAAUGGCACAUUGCCUGAGGCAAUUUGAGGACUAACCAUUCCUGCCUAGAAAGCAAUCUGAUUGUGUGCAUGGUUUGACAGAGAUACAAAUACCCACGCAUGGGGAGUUUUCAUAACGAAGUCCAGGGCUAGGUAUUAAAUAUCUAUUCAAAAAGAGACAUUAACUCUUAAACGAGUAUUAAACCAUCUGCAUGAGCAGGGAGGGCUGGAUAAUGUGAAGUAAAGUGUCUGGCCACUAGUCACUAGUCUGGGACAGUGCUCUAUUAGAUCCCAAUGGUGCACUGGGUGUAGUGGGGAUCCCAGUGGACACAGCAAGUUUACAGGGCUACCUAAUGGCUCUCCAACUGGCCAGGGUCUCCCUCUGCUUGUCAUCAUCCUGUUUUUUACCUGCCCCAGCUACAAUUUUCACUUUGUGGUUUUUAUGCUCCAGGGGAGGGCAAGCAAGGGGUCAGGAGAGCCUAGAGACAGAAAGGGUGAGUGGAGAUUGAAAAGACAGAGUGAGAAGCUUUCAGUUCUUUCAGUUCAGUCUGCGCUUCUUCAGAACUCAAGUUAGCAGAUGCAAAUGCUCUGUUAUUCAGAUGUCACCACCAGGGCCAUUUGGACCACUUCAGGGGAGUGAAGAAUGCAUGAGCAAUCAAGGAUGGGCAAAGCAAAAGACAGUGAAUGACCGUAGACCCUCAAAAAUGGAAUUCCAUGGGAAUUAUUAUGGAAACAAAUAUAAAUGGGAAUGUUAGCCUUUGGGGGAAUACUAUUCUUGAAAAAAACAUUAGUAUCCUCUGAGAGAGACUGUAAAUGUCCUUAGACCUCAUUGGUAAUUGAGCCAGUAGAUCACUGAGUAGGCAGGAGAAGGAAUGUACAUUUAGGUUGAUUUUCCUAGUUUUUUCUUGUGUUCAGCUCAUGUUAUUUUCCGUAUUCAAGUAAGUUCCUUAAGGGCCUUUUUUUCAUUGCAUAUCUCAGGCUAACUACUGUGUAGGAGCUAUUUUGACACAGUGUAACAGGAAUUAACAGGAAUGUCCUCCUGUUUCCUCUUCCCAUCUAACACUUUCUUUGUAAAAAAUGAUGAUAAUAAAAUUUUAAAUAGCUUCAGGGAUAAAUGGGUCAUAUGUUGAUCAAAGCCCUCCUGAUCUCUAUAAAUACUAGUUAAUCCAUUUUCGACUGGAUUUGGAUGAAGGAGGGGUAAGAUUUCUACCCUGCACUCAACAUGAUGUGUUCUGAAUGUUUUGAUAUCAGGGCUAUGAGGCGACUUUAAAAGGAGUUACUGAUUAGUAUACUCUCUCUCUCUCUCUCUCUCUCUCUCUCUCUCUCUCUCUCUCUCUCUCUCUCUCUCUCUCUCUCUCUCUCUCUCUUUUUUAAAUAAAGGAAAGAGUCUUUUAAAUUCCAAUUGGAACAAACUCAGUAUAUCUUUAAUGAUUAUUCAUAAACUUUUAAUAUCAUGCAAUAUGUAAAAAAUAAAUUAUUUUCUCAGAAUAUACUGGUGUAUUCAUUGAUUAUGCAUGCCCUAAUCAGUUAGCACAUCAUUUCACACCCAGCUGAUCUCCUGGAUUUCAUUGCUGCCAGUAACUCAUCUUCCUGGAAAAUUUUAUCAUCUCUGAAAAGUAAAACUUCUUUAGAGUUUGUCUUUUCCCCUGAAUCCCUCCCUCCAUCUGAUUGGAAGGUGUACAACUGCUCUCAUUUCCUCCUAUACAGAAGGGGCCCAGAGCAGCCCUCAUCAUUUCCCACCUAGCUAUAGGUCUUCAUGUUGAAUAUUGGAUGUUGAGUACCUUCCUUGUGGUUUCUUUUUAUGUGUCUUUUCCUAUUACACUGUGAGCUCUUUGAAGGCAGAGAUUAUCUUUUUUGCCUUAUUAUCUCCCAUUUUUAGCACAAUACCUGACACAUAGUGGGUGCUUUUUAAUAAAUGUUUAUUGUCUGCA
Monodelphis domestica (gray short-tailed opossum) is the source of this 4130-nucleotide messenger RNA. RefSeq names its product glycoprotein alpha-galactosyltransferase 1 (inactive) (gene GGTA1). Gene Ontology annotation, cellular component: vesicle; membrane; Golgi apparatus. NCBI's taxonomy places the organism in Eukaryota, Metazoa, Chordata, Mammalia, Didelphimorphia, Didelphidae. Gene Ontology annotation, molecular function: hexosyltransferase activity. The record is from RefSeq and is a predicted model, not a curated record. Gene Ontology annotation, biological process: carbohydrate metabolic process.